Messenger RNA from Gaeumannomyces tritici R3-111a-1, 2397 nucleotides. RefSeq lists its product as hypothetical. Gene Ontology annotation, cellular component: endoplasmic reticulum. Gene Ontology annotation, molecular function: 3-oxo-5-alpha-steroid 4-dehydrogenase activity. The record is from RefSeq and is a predicted model, not a curated record. The transcript is spliced from 2 exons. NCBI's taxonomy places the organism in Eukaryota, Fungi, Ascomycota, Sordariomycetes, Magnaporthales, Magnaporthaceae. Gene Ontology annotation, biological process: polyprenol catabolic process; dolichol-linked oligosaccharide biosynthetic process. Bases 106 to 1179 code for a protein of 357 amino acids.
GCUCUACUGGCGCCCGAAUCAGGAUCCGCCCAGCGUGUCCGUCAUGGUGGGAGCACGGGUUUCCGGCAGAUCCUGUUGGGGCCAAAAAAAAAAGGGACACUUCGGAUGUCGAAAUCUCAAGCUUUUUUCCCCAUCAACCCAAACGUGCGUCUGACUCGGCCCUAUCGUUGGUCGGACUCGGGAUCCGAACUUGAAGCCUCCACCACCAAUCCGCAGACGAUGGAUCACAUCGCGGCCGCCAUCCCGUGGCUUUCUCCAGCCCAGUGGUGCCAGUCGUUCUUCACCCUUGCCGCUGCUGGCAUCCUGGCCGUCACCGUCCUACCCCCGCGGCUCGGCUGUCUCCUCCUUGGGUAUGGCGCUCGCAGCUCCGGCGCCAACGGUGACCGCCUCUCCACUGGGAGCGGCUGGCUCGAGGCUCUGGUCUCCACCCUCACGGCGUGGGGUCAGGUGCCGCACUGGUGGUUCGGCAGCUUUUACGCCACGUUUCUGGCAUGCUCCGCCUUUUGGGCAUACCAGUACGCCGUCAGUGGCAGCGCCAUACGUCUGCUCGCCUCUAGCCAGCGCCCCGACCUACCAGAGGGCAAGCUGGCCUCCCGGAUCAGCCCUCAUGUCGCCCAGGGCGUCUUCGCGGCCUGGGCACUGAUGGCCCUUCAGGGAGUCCGGCGCUUCUAUGAGCAAGUCUUUGUCGUUAAAAAGUCCGCUUCCACCAUGUGGGUCAUCCACUGGAUGUUGGGUAUGGCUUUCUACAUGGUCAUGAGCAUCGCCGUGUGGAUAGAAGGCGCAGCUCUGAUCCUGGAUCCCCAGCCUGUCUCGGCCCUAUCCACACAGCUACCCUCGAUCAAGGUAGCACUGGGGUCGCUGAUGUUUGUCCUCGUGUCGGCUGCGCAGUACAGGUGCCACAGGCAUCUGGCCAGCCUGAAGAAGUACUCGCUUCCCACCCAGGGGCUAUUCCAGUACUUGGUUUGUCCGCACUACACCUGCGAGUGCCUCCUAUACCUAUCACUGGCGGCCGUGGCAGCGCCAGAGGGCCAAAUCUCCAACCGGACCAUCGUAUCAGCAUUUCUAUUCGUGGUGGUGAACCUCGGAGCGACAGCGCAUGGGACGCGGAAGUGGUAUAUGGACAAGUUUGGGGCGUCGAGUAUGGGGUCGCGGUGGAUAAUGAUCCCGCUCGUGUACUAGACAGGCACUCUUGCCCUAGUCUGGCCGGCUUCAAGUAGGGGGGACUCGUCCAUCAUGGCUACCGCUUUAGGAACGAGCCAAGCUUGCUCCCGAGCUUGGACACCUUCAUGACGUCCCGAUAGGUCAGGCUCGUCCGCACUCCGCGCUCGCUUCGCCCUCCCUCAAACUCUUUGCUCGACCUGAGCAGGUCCCAGUUGGCUACGGUGUCCCUAGAGAGGUCAACGUCGGCGUCGAUGUCCGCUAUGCCAUGGAGAUAAUCCAUGUACAGGUUCUCGGUCGUGACUAGGAGACUACGCGGCUCUUGCAGUACUCUCCAAGCCGGUUCCGGCUCCAAUGCGCCGUCUUCCUUGCUCUGGUAUAUGUUGAGGCACAGGCUCGCGCCGAGGCUGAUGGUGCAUACAAUGGGGUGAUAUGCUGCCCCGUCCUAGAUCAAGAGGAAGGAGUUGAGUCUUCCGACACAUCGACACAUUCAGUGGCACCCCUACCUACCUUGUGAGGCAUGAUUCCAACGCCAGGGGGAUAUUCAUUGAUGAGGACGUGGUUGGGUGCCUUGUGGGGGCUUUCAUCGAACAGCAUUCGGUGGGCUUCAUCCGAGUCGCCUACGAGCGGGAUCGAGGUGAGUCGCGACACAACAGGGUCCAUCAGCCAUCCUGGUAGCGGAGCGUCCAGAAGGGUGUCCUUGACCAGAUCAGAGGGCCAUGUCUGAAGACGCCGGUGGCUGAGUUGCUUCCACCUUGGCUUGGGCGCCGAUGCGAUCUGAACGUGGGAGCGCCGAGUGCCAGUCAGCGAACAGCCCAGGCCUGUUCAACGGCAGGAGAAGGUCCAGGCGAGGUGCGCACCUUGGAGAGCAGGUGCUGCUCCUCCUCCUCGGUGAUGAAGUCGGCGAUGUAGAAUGCCCUUGCUGGGAGCCUGGUAAGGACGACUUCGUCGAGGGAUGCGGGUAAACGCGGGAGGCUUGGGGGAGAGGGCGGCUCCAAAGACAGGUCCGAGUCCAUCUUUGCGGCACAGGCGGCGAGCGAGGACACGCAAUAAAAGCAAAAAGACACGAUGAUGCGAAUGGAGCUGGCUGUUGACUGGCGGGGCAGCGGAUGGAGGGUGGAUUAAACACCCCCACAGGAGGCGGAGAAUACCAAGCAUUUGCCAGUGUCAGACUGUCUGCGCAUGGCCAGGACGGGCAUCCAUAACCUGUGCUCUGCAUAAAACACACCCGGAUACGAC